This is a messenger RNA of Staurois parvus, 381 nucleotides long. The record is from the annotation of a GenBank genome assembly. NCBI's taxonomy places the organism in Eukaryota, Metazoa, Chordata, Amphibia, Anura, Ranidae.
CACCAUUCACGGACGUGGCUGUCAAUCACCGGGUCCCGCCCGGUGAUUACUCGCCGGCGCCCAGUGAUUUCUGAGGAUCUCUGUUGGGGAGGAGAACUGUUUUGUUUACUAACAGUUCUCCUCCCUGUCAGCUCAGGCACACUGCUUUGGAUGGCUGCAGUGUGAUUACAGUGAAGCACACUGACAUCGCCCCCUAGUAAAACACUCCCAGCACGCAGUUAACCCUUUGAUUGCCCCUCCUUCCAAGUGCCAUUAGUACAGUGUCAGUGCUUUUUUUUUGUAGGACUGAUCACUGUAUUGGUGUCACUGGGGAUGUCAGUGACACAAGGUCAGUUCCCCCCAGUGUCAGAAUGUCCGCCGCAGUCCCACUAUAAGUCACUG